AUGCCCCGGGCUACCCAAAAGCGUGGCGGUGGCGUGACCGACCUCAGUGGUGAUGCCGACCAGCUAGAGUCCAAGGCGAAGCGGCCUGCCCCUGCGGCAAGUCAACCACCCCGACUGAAGCUCCAGCUCCCGUCGCCGUCGUCGCAAGCCGGCACCCAGGAGACAGAGUACCUCGAUCUGACACAGGACGAUGACAACCCGCCAACAGAGCUCUACGGCUACUAUAACAGCAAAAUUAUUGGUGUGCGGUAUUACUCAGGCUAUGCAUCACCCGGAGAGGUGGUUCUUUGCCACAGAGAGCCUCGGAAUCAGUACGACCGCAAUGCGAACUGGGUCGACAAUGUGAUGCAUCAGCAAAUCGGGUACCUGCCUCGAGCGGUCGUCGAAAAGAUUGCUCCGUAUGUGGACUCCGGCGACAUCACCUUAGAGGCGCAGCUCACGGGGGGGAAGGGCAUGGUCGACUGUUCUAUACCUACGUCCCUUCUUUUACGGCCCCAGUCAACCGACUGA
This is a messenger RNA of Hirsutella rhossiliensis, 510 nucleotides long. RefSeq names its product HIRAN domain-containing protein. Bases 1 to 510 code for a protein of 169 amino acids. The transcript has 5 exons. NCBI's taxonomy places the organism in Eukaryota, Fungi, Ascomycota, Sordariomycetes, Hypocreales, Ophiocordycipitaceae. Gene Ontology annotation, molecular function: hydrolase activity, acting on acid anhydrides, in phosphorus-containing anhydrides; nucleic acid binding; zinc ion binding. The record is from RefSeq and is a predicted model, not a curated record.